AUGUUGUCCAGAACUGUUUUCAGAAGUGCUGUCCUGAACAGGGCACUGUUGUUGAGAUCGGCGGGCGCUGCGCCUGUGGCCGGGUUGCGCAUGUGCCAGCCGCUGGUGAGCUUGCGCAAGUACUCCAGCCACCACGACGAGGAGACGUUUGAGGAAUUCACUGCCCGCUACGAGAAGGAAUUCGAGGAGGCAUACGACCUGUUCGAGGUGCAGAGAGUGCUCAACAACUGCUUCUCGUACGACCUGGUGCCCGCGCCCGUUAUUAUCGAGAAGGCGCUCCGCGCUGCGCGUCGCGUGAACGAUCUGCCCACUGCCAUCCGUGUGUUCGAGGCGCUCAAGUACAAGGUGGAGAACGAGGAACAGUACCAGGCCUACUUGGAGGAGCUCAGCGAGGUGCGGAAGGAGCUAGGCGUGCCAUUGAAGGAGGAGCUAUUCCCUGAGAGCUCAUAG
This is a messenger RNA of Eremothecium gossypii ATCC 10895, 450 nucleotides long. It is a transcript of the gene COX6, whose product is annotated as cytochrome c oxidase subunit VI. The record is from RefSeq and is marked provisional. The transcript has a single exon. The coding region runs from base 1 to 450 and encodes 149 amino acids. Gene Ontology annotation, cellular component: mitochondrial inner membrane. Gene Ontology annotation, biological process: mitochondrial electron transport, cytochrome c to oxygen. NCBI's taxonomy places the organism in Eukaryota, Fungi, Ascomycota, Saccharomycetes, Saccharomycetales, Saccharomycetaceae.